Molecule: messenger RNA, 2998 nt
Organism: Anguilla anguilla (European eel)
Lineage: Eukaryota; Metazoa; Chordata; Actinopteri; Anguilliformes; Anguillidae
Gene: myzap
Product: myocardial zonula adherens protein
Exons: 14
Coding region: 327-2093 (588 amino acids)
Biological process (GO): intracellular signal transduction
Cellular component (GO): intracellular anatomical structure
Source: RefSeq, a predicted model, not a curated record
UGUCACAGUACUCCCCAGCACGGAGAGCGGGACAGUGGAGCUCUGUUUGUUCUCCUGGCACUGGCAGGAAUAUACCAAGGCCCUGUUGUUCUGUCUCUUAUCGACUGGCAAAGGAAUUCUAGCAUUGAGCCAUCAGAGGGGAACCUCUCACCUCUCUCUCUCUCGCUCUCUCUCUCCCUCCCUCCCUCCCUCCCUCGCUCCCUCGCUCUGUACCUCAUGGUGUGUAUGAGGCAGGGUGCAGGUGGUGUCAGUGUUUGUUUGUGCAGUGGGGAGGGUGAGGGACCAGCGGGUCUGUGAGCUGGGCUCUGUUACCUUACGGAGGAGCCAUGCUGAGGUACGGCUCUAGAGGCACGGUCACGGACACCCAGGAUCUGUCCAGCCAGAGAUAUAUCCGCCGUCUAAGACUCACCCUGACUGACACAUCAUCUGGACAGGAUGGGUCCAGGAAGGUCAGUGCAUAUGCAGUGGACAACGUGGUCAAUGGCUCCCAGAGGAGGAAAAAUGGUUAUGUCCUACAGGAGCGGUCUGUUGGCACAGAGCCAUCGGCGCAGCAGAACGCUGCCGUCGUCACCAAUGGGGUGAGGGAGACGCCCACAGAGAACGGGCCCAAGGUGUAUGGUGUGGUGCAGCGGACGGGUGCGGACCGCCAGCAGGAAGUGAUGGCAUACGAGUGGCCCGUCAAUCACCUGAGGGACGAGAUGAGUUACAUCAAAGAGGUGCGAGAAUCACUGGAGAAGGUGCGAGAGAAGAUGAACGGUCAGUUCGGAGGCAUGCAGCAAUCGAUGCAGAGGCUAUCACAAGACAUAAGGGUAGCCUAUGAGCAGCGGCGGCACCUGGAGUCGGAGGUGCGGACGCGGACUGCAGCCAUGGACAGCUUUGACCAGAUGAACAGCUCCCUCAUAUCUUCUCACAUAGAACUGCAGAAAUCCCUGCUGGACAGCUGUUCGAAUCGGGUUCUGACCCAGGAGGAGAUGAGGAGUCUUCGCAGUUCCCGUGAGCAAGCCGAAGCGAAGGUGAAGCAGCUGGAACAUCAGCUGGCCACUGCCCAUGCCGAAAACAGCACCCUCAAACUGCAGGUAGAAUCCACCCUGGAGGCCAGCUCCAAGAAGCUGCAGGAGAUGACUCAGAGACUACAGAGCCAGUAUCAGGAGCAGCUGAAGGAGGAGAAGAGGAGGCACAUGGAAGAGAUCAGGGCUCUGCAGGCCCAGAUCUCAGAAUAUGUGAGACAGCUUGAAGAGGCAGAGCAGAAUGCCAGGAUAGCAGAGGCAAAAAUAGCUGAGCGGGACCAACGGAUCAGUGAAGUGGAGCGUCUCCUGGACUGCAUGGGCAAGGAGAAAGAACAACUGCAGCAGAAGCUGCAGGACUGUGAACUGCGUCUGCGCAGGCUGGACCAGACCGAUCAAAUUGAUGCAGCUACAAUCAAGAGGACAAAGCAGUUGGAAGAUGAGGCUUUGGAUUUGCGGGAGCGAAUCAAACAUCUUAAUGACAUGGUGUUCUCUCAUCAGAAGAAGGUUAAGGGAAUGAUCAAGGAGAUUGAUGCAUUACGGGCAAAACUGGCUCAGAAGGACAUGCAUAUUACAGAUCUGCUGGAUAGAAUUGCCAUUGUUCAGUGUGAGAAUAAUGAACUGGAAGACAAGCUUAAGUACUUUAUGUCUGAGCAAAACAAUGCGGAAGAGUCCACAUCCACCAGAGACAUUGGGGUGGGCUGUGAGCUGCCUCUGAGAACUGAAGUUGGGACAGAGACCGCAGCCCUGUUCUUGUCCAACCCUGCCAGGCCUCGUCCUGUUCCCCCAAGCAGAGUGGAGUCCAGUGUGCUGAAGUACUCCCCCAAUCAGUACAGUUCACUUCUACAGCCCAGGUCCAUUCAGCUGGACACAGAGGUGACCAGCCCAACGCAGUCCACCCCCACCUGUGUCACUCUGGUCCAGUCUGGCCCGGCUCAGUCCUACUCAGUACAGACCUCCCUGGAGCUCUCCCAUCCCGAAGGGCCCCCUCCAGUCCACUCAUAUCCAAGGGCGAGAACCCAUCCGAAUAAAGUUUACACUCCUUACAUGAGGCUCAUGGAGAUAACAGCAAACAUUAAAAUAGAGUGAAGUCAUGGAGGUCUGACUGUGAACAUGAGCGGUAGACUGAGCCUCAGAUUUUGCUCAGAACAUGCAUCGUGUUGCAAUAGACUCUUGACGUUGUGCGGAAAUUUCCAGUGUUACCUACAUCUGUUUGCCUCAGUGGCACCAGACACAUCAACUUUAAAUUUCCCAGUGUGAAGAAAGGAUGGAAUUUGAUAAUAGAUUUGUGAGGCUUGCUUCACACUACAUAUAAACGUAGUGGCAACAGUAUGAUUAUGUACACCUGUAAAUAAUUAUGAAUGUACUAUACUGUAUGUAAAUUAUGUUCACAUUUUGAUGAAUUUUAUGUUGACUUUGUUUACAAAACGUAGUGAUAAGUUUUCAUACUGUUAUAUACUUUUAAACUCAUAAUAUUUUUAAAAUGUUAUAUUUGUAAUUUAAAUGGAUUAUAAUUUUUCCCUGAAGGGUAUAUUUCUUUUACGAUUUUAUUUUUCCAUUUACUCUGGAUAAAUGUGCUUACACAAGUUAAAUAUUAUUUUACCAAUUAUUUACAUGAUCUAGUCCUAUAUUUUUAUGUCUUUUAUUUAUACAGUUUCCUAAUUUACUGAUACCCAUAGCAAAACAGUGGAGCAGCAUAUGCUAUGCUUGCUGCUCGAGGUGUGCAGUGCAUUAGUGCAUUGAAAAUUGGUAAUAAUUAUGUAAAAAUGACUGUCACCUCAGACUCAAGGGCACCAGUACAUAUCAUGUUAUGACACUGCCAGACCUGUGCGUGUGUGAAAAUAUUUAUAUUAACUCCAGAUAUUUCGAAAGUAACCAUGAGUUUGGCUCCAUUAAGUGCCUAGUAUACUGAGUACUGAGAUCUGUGCUUUGCAAUGUAAAGGCCAAUUCAAUUUAUGGUGGCAAAAAUAAAUAUACUGUGAUCAACCAUUAAA